AUGUCAGAAGGCUAUAUUUUGGCUGCUCUUGAAUUCUUAAUACAAUAUGGUGGAACUCAAAGCAUUAAAGACUUGUGGGUACUAAUGUGUAACAAAUUCCACCAAGUUUCUGAUUUUAAACAUGGUGUUGGGAAAAGUCAUCACAGUUUCGAGAAAUUUUUGUUAUCUAACCCAACAAUCUUUAAUGUUGCUGAUAAUUUCGUUUGUCUUACUGAUAUUAGCAACCCUUUAGAAAAUGAAAGGGACUACUCACAUCAGUAUAAUAGUCGUUGCAAUAAUACUUCUCUUAAAAAUUCAAAAAAUAUCCGAAGUAAAUACACCAUAGAGUCAGAAGCUUCAGCCGUUCGAUAUUUCCAAGAACAGUUGCUAAGAAAACCAGAAAGAUGGGUCCCAAUAAAAAACUUGGCUGGACAUUUAUCACAGGCAUCUCCUCAUAUUAGACUAUGUGUGGGACCACAGUCCGAAUUCCUUAAUUUUUUGACGCGGCACUCACUCAUCUUUGAAAUUCAGGGUGAUCUGGUUGGAUUAAGGAACAGGACCAAAGUAGUUUCCUGCACACCUCAACAAUCUAUUAAUAAAAAGAAAGGAGUACGGCCACUGUCAUCACAUUUUCCUGAUGAUCUACACCGGAUAGCUGUUCCCUGUUCUCGUACAGACAAUCAUUUCUUCAGUCUUCACCGCACUGGCCACGAGGAACCGGCACCUAAAUUGCAAAGUGAAGAUAAUAUUAUUGUGUGUUUAGACGACUGCAAAGCUAUAUUUUGGGUAAUGUACGUCAUAAAACAUAACCUAAAGGAUGAAAUUAUGAUUUCAAGAUUACUUGCAGAGCUUUCAAAUGCCCCUGAUUUGGUGAGGAAUUGUAUUGGUUGGACUCAGAUCGAGCUUUCGGAGUUUCUCAAAAAAUAUAACAGGAUAUUCACUGUUGAUGAUGUUACCGGUGUCGUCGCAGUACACUACACAAACAAACUUAAUAUUUUUGUUGCCUCAAGGCAUAUAAAUGAUUCUUCUAGUGGCCUAAUAGUUUCUCAAAAGGGUUGCAUCUUUUGUGUAAACAGGCUAUGGGGAAUAAUUGAUCUCGGAUUUCACGAACAUGUCUUCUUCGACAGAUCGCUAUUUAAGAAUGUUACAGACCUUACUAAACAUUUCAAGAUUAAAGAAGUAGUUUAUUUCAAUGCUAUUUUAGCACCUAAAGAUUCUCGUGCAAAAUGGCGUGCUACAUGUGUUUGGAAAGAAACUGAUCAAAUAAUUAAUCAGUUAGCUAAAGUCAAUUAUCCUGAUAACAAUACUAAUAAUAAUAAUAACAGUAAUUUACAACAUUCUGAUAAUCAAUCCCAUCAACAUCAUCAUCAUCAUCAACAACUUAAUGAUGAUCCUGAUUCCGGUUUAGAUAAUUCUGAUGAAAUAAUAGAUCCCAAAAAAAAUAAAUUGAACGAUGAUCCAAUAAAUAAAAGAGAUCAGUCACUCAAGUCUUUAUUUGAUGAAGAUAAUAUGUCAGUAGAGUAUGAAUUUAUUAUUAAACAGUUUGCUAAUGUACGUAUGGCUGAUGUUUGGGAGAUUGAACAGUUUACAAAUCAGUUAAAAUGUACAAAUUCAGAUGUGCUCAAUAGUAAUACUAAUAGUACUGUUGUGAAUCAUAGUAACAAUAAUAAUAAUCAGUAUAAUCAUAUCAAAGAUCAUCAUCGUCUAUCGUUAUUAUCACAAUAUAAUCCAAUUGACCAUGAACGUAGUUUAUCAAUUAGUAAUGAAUCACUGUCCGAUCUAAAUACAUUAUCUGAAAUACCUAGUAUUAUGUCUGGUAUACAACUGGAACCACCAUCGACAAUAGUAUCUUUAAAUUACUCUGAACAUGAAACCGAUCAUGGUGACAGUCCAAGACAAUUAUAUAAACUACCGACUCAUAAACCAGGUUGUCCAUGUCAGUGUCUAUUAUCAUCCACACUAAUUCAAGAGAAAAAAUCCAUGAAUAGUGUAACUACACAAACAUUGUUUACAGGUGAAGUUAAAGGAAAAUUUUUUUAUCAUGAAACACAAGAUGGUCAUAAUCAUCAUUCUUGAAUUCUAUUGUUAUUAACGUCGUAGCGGUGUGUUUCUUUAAAAUCAUUUUUAACCAUAAUUUCUCCCUAUUGACUCUUUUUAUUUCGAAUCCAUUUUAGAUAAUCAUGUAGCAACACACAGUUUAUUUCAUAAACUGAAUUAGUCAUUAGCUUGUUAUGAAUUUGUGUAUUCUAGAUUUACUCCGAUAAGACGUUUCCUAAGUCUUAUCUAUCUUGAAUUACAUUUUUUCUCCUUUUUUUGCUCCUACUGACAAUAAAAACACCAUCGUAUGACUAUCUACAUGGAUAGUCUUAAUACUGUCAUUAAAAUAGAACAGGAUAGGUAAAGUACUCAGCCAUCAUUAUGAUUCAUAGUUACUUUUAUCUACCUAAGUAAAGUAUUCCAAAUACAAAAAAGAUAACAAUAACCACUAAUCAACUUUGUCAGUUUUGCGUAUAUCUUAAAAAAACGAAAAAUCGACUGAUUUUUCAUUGAUAUUGUCGUCAGUUUACAUGAUGAUGUGCUUAGUCUGUGGUGAUUUCUAUUCCUGAUUUUGCUCAUAAUUCUCUAGAAAAAAUUUUUUUCUAGUAAUAGUAGUAGUAGUAGUCGUUGUUGUUGUAACUUUUCUCACUCUUUUUACUUUUUUUCUUUCUUUUUUAAAUAUUGAAAAAAAUAUAAGCAUUUCAAUCAAGAAUAAAUUGAAUAAUUUUUUCUGGUUAGCGUAUUUUUAGCGAGUUCAUUUUCUAUGGGAUGGGGUCACAACCCCCCCCUCCAAACCCAACCCUUCUCCUUUAUCCGGACUUUGGACCAGUAGUAGCCCCAAUGGGGCUCUGGGUGGAGUUAUUUCAUUUUCGAACAUUUAUUAAUACAUGUAUAUCUAUUCUUUUAAUUCAUUAUUUCUUUCAUGUGAUUAUAUUUUGUUUAUUUACUUAUUUUAAAAUGGAAUUUCUAUUCUUUUCAACGGUUAAAUAAAAGAAUAAACUCUGGGAUAUUUAAUACUCCUCAUGAUAUAUAACUAUAAUAUCAUAUUUACUCAUCUUUCAUAUUGUUAAACCAUCUUAUAAACUUGCCUCCUUACAUUACUUACAUUGAUAAGUGACAUUAAAUAUGAAUGAAAUGAAUAGGUUACUUGAUUAGUUCAUAAAACGUCAAUUCUUCUAUAUAGAUCCAAUCAUUUAUCUACAUAGAAUAUUGUAACAUAAAUCAAUGGGCAUGAUUUUUUCUUUUUCAACAAAAUUCAUAUUUCAUUAUUAUUCAUCGAUUGUAAUGAAACGUUUUCUCCGUUCUUUUUUCUCUCCAUGUUUUUCUUUUCUAUUUUCAAUGGCUGUGAAUAUAUAUAGAUAUUUUACUAAAGAAUAUUUAUACAUAAGUUACCAUAAUUGACCAUUGUAUUUGUUAAUUUACUUGAAAUUUUGCUUAGAUUACAAUCUACAGAAUGAUUACAAUGAUGUUGUUACUUUCAUAGAUGAAAUUUCAUCAAAAAAUGAAUAAAUUACGUUGUAAUAUAACUUCCAUUAGAUAUUGAUAAAUAAUCAUAUUCAUUGGAAGGGUAAUUAUGUGAAAUGAGUUUAUUAAAAUAUAAUUUAUUUUGUAUAA
Molecule: messenger RNA, 3630 nt
Organism: Schistosoma haematobium
Lineage: Eukaryota; Metazoa; Platyhelminthes; Trematoda; Strigeidida; Schistosomatidae
Exons: 2
Coding region: 1-2055 (684 amino acids)
Source: RefSeq, a predicted model, not a curated record